Beta vulgaris subsp. vulgaris (sugar beet) is the source of this 1356-nucleotide messenger RNA. RefSeq lists its product as uncharacterized. The transcript has a single exon. The coding region runs from base 1 to 1356 and encodes 451 amino acids. Lineage: Eukaryota; Viridiplantae; Streptophyta; Magnoliopsida; Caryophyllales; Amaranthaceae. The record is from RefSeq and is a predicted model, not a curated record. Gene Ontology annotation, molecular function: nucleic acid binding; RNA-DNA hybrid ribonuclease activity.
AUGGCAAUGGAAGGAAUGAAAUCGAAAAGCUGCUCUUACGCCUUUGGUAGCCUUUUUAAAGCUAGCAUCUCUUUCAAAGAAGGCCUAUUCCAAAGGCUGGGAAAUGGGAAAAAAAUCAGAAUUGAUAAUGAAAGAUGGCACUCGAGUAUUAACAUCAAGCCAAAGAUUACAGCCAAUCACCCGCUAAAGGAAAACUUCACAAUGAUUGCUGACUUGAUCAACACAGAUAGAUCAUGGAAGUCUUCAGCAGUUUGGUCCUUGUAUCGAGCAAAGGAAGCUAAAGAAAUCCUAGCUACUUAUAUCCCAAGGGAAGAAGAGGAAGAUAAGAUAGGUUGGAGCCUAACAAAAUCAGGCCACUUUUCAGUGAAGACAGGAUAUUGGUUCUUACAAAGCAAAGCUCAGAGUUCGAGCGAAAAAACAAACUUCUGGAAGCAAUUAUGGAAAAUGGAUAUUUUUCCGAAAUGGAAACUCUUCUUAUGGAAGAUCCUCAAUCAUGCUUUGCCAACAGCAGAUAAUUUAAUCAAAAGGAAGAUCAGAGAAGUUAAUCCUAUCUGCUGCUUGUGCAACAUGCAAGACGAAGCUAUGACCCAUCUCUUUAGGGAUUGCGAAAUCACCCAAAGAAUCUGGAGAUCCUCUAUGGGUAUUACAGCGAACCAGGGUACUCAUCUUUUGAUACCAGAAUGGAUCAAAAACUUCCUCAGCCUCUUCAGAAAAAGGAAAAAGGAGAACGGAGAUAUUAUGGAAAUUGAAUUCAUUUCUACCCUCUGGGGAAUCUGGCUUCACAGAAAUGAAGUCAUCUUCAAAGACAGCUCCACAAAUCCUAAAAGGAUCACGGAGAUUACCAAAGAAAACAUCAUGAGAGCGAAGAACAGAAGGUCACAAAGAGAUACUCGUUUAGAGGAAAACGUUGAAGCAAACAACAGAGAGCCUGAUUGGGAAGUGGGCCAAAACAGAUCGAUAAACGUUCAAUCACUGGUGGUUGAUGGAGCUUGGAAGAAGAACGCUAAGUCUAAUCAGUGGCAAGAAGCUAUAGCCUGGAAAAACUUAAACAAUGACCCAAGAGAAGAAUUUGCAGGGAAAAUUUUUGCUACCUCUCCAGUCCAAACGGAAGCCUACGCAGUUAUGAAAGCUCUUUCGGACAUGCAGUGGCGCUGCUCAGAACUAAUCAUCAAAACAGACAAUCGAGAGAUAAUUCAAGCUCUCAAGAACCCAAGAGAAACAAAUAAGGACAUAAACAACAUCAUCAAAGACAUUAAGAGACUAGCUAAUAGUUUCAACUUCGUUUGCUGUAAGAAAGUAAAAAGAGAAGAAGUCAACUUAGCACAUAACCUAGCUAUUAAAGCUAGGAAAAGCUAA